CAAUUAAAUAUUAACAUUUCAAAGUCUUAUUUAAAUUAGAAUAUUUUGAAAAAUUUUGAGAUAUACAAUAUUUUUGUGAAGUUAUAAAAAUUAUUAAAUACAUGUAAAACUAAUAAUUUCAACUUUAUUUUUAUUCUCACUUGUGAAAUAAUAAUAUAAAUUUAACAAGAGAAGGUAUAUGAUACAGUCGGUUGUAUCAGAACAACCUUCUGCUCCACCAAUAGCCGUUCGCAAUCGCCGUUCACCAUCGUCAUCUUUGCCGCUUCUUCGUGCAUGCGCGGCAGACCAGGCGAGAGAGAGGGAAUCGGCCGGAAUUCUUAUUCAAUCCGAGAGUUGUAUUCUUGGAUUAAUUGAGGUUGCCAGUUACUGCCUCAAUUCAGAGGCAUUAAAGUGGGAUGAUGGCUGCUGGUCUAGUUACGGUUCUGCUAAAAAUGUUACUAGGUCUUGGACUACUUUUGUUGAUGACUAGGAUUUUGGAGUUUUUUAUUUUGAGGCUUCAAAGUUGGAUAAUGGCACAAGAUUUUUGCUUCCGGAUGUCUAGAACAUUAAAGUGGGAACAUAAGUCACCAUAGCAGUUUUGAUUUUUGCAUAUUUGCAACCUCGAGAUGCUAUCCCAAAGAUGGCCUGCCUGUUUUCAACAACUUUUGUAUUUGUUAGGAAUAAGAACCCAAUAAGAUAUGUAUUUGAACAUAAGUCAUAAGCAUCAAGAUACAACAACAACAACCCAGUUAAAUCCCACAAGAGUAGGGUCUGGGGAGGGUGUGUGUACGCAGACCUUGCCCCUACUCGAAAGUAGAGAGGCUGUUUCCAAAGAGACCCCCGGCUCAACGUCAAAAGUUGCAUUGCUUGACUAACUGCUACUUCAUUAAUUAAAGAAGCGCAGACAGUUUAGAGAUCCAUUUUGAUUUAUUCCAUCACACCCCAAAUACUCAGGAUAUUAAAUAAUUAUUAAUGUUUUUC
Molecule: messenger RNA, 960 nt
Organism: Cuscuta campestris
Lineage: Eukaryota; Viridiplantae; Streptophyta; Magnoliopsida; Solanales; Convolvulaceae
Source: the annotation of a GenBank genome assembly